This is a messenger RNA of Tarenaya hassleriana, 981 nucleotides long. RefSeq lists its product as uncharacterized. The transcript has a single exon. The record is from RefSeq and is a predicted model, not a curated record. Lineage: Eukaryota; Viridiplantae; Streptophyta; Magnoliopsida; Brassicales; Cleomaceae. Bases 1 to 981 code for a protein of 326 amino acids.
AUGCUAAGGAAACUCGAAGUUACCAUGCCAUUUCAUGAGGUAAUCCUACAGAUGCCCUCUUAUGCGAAGUUUCUUAAAGAUAUCUUGACAAAGAAACGAGUUAUGGAAAAAGAGACAGUGGCUUUGAGUACCGAGGUUAGUGCCGCGAUUUUGCAGCAUACUCUUCUGCCCAAGAUGGCCGAUCGGGGUAGUUUCUCGAUCCCGUGUAAGAUUAGUAUCAUAGAAAUCGAUCGUGCCCUGUGUGAUUUGGGAGCUAGUGUUAGCCUACUUCCAUUAUCGGUGUACAAGAAACUCAACAUUGGAGAACUUAAACCGACGAGGAUGGCACUCCAACUCGCGGACCGUACCGUCAAGUAUACAGCUGGGAUAUUAGAAGACGUGCCAUUAAAGGUCGGUGAUUUCUAUGUCCCUGUUGAUUUUGUAGUAUUGGACAUGGACGAAGACACGAAAAUCCCUAUCAUUUUGGGGCGUCCAUUCUUGAAUACCGCCGAUGUUGUGGUACACGUCUGGGCAGGACGUUUAACGAUGAAAAUCGGUGAUGAGAUGGUUCAAUUUACACUUGAUCAAACUAUGAAGCAACCGUCCAGCACCGACUCACUUUGUGCAGUUGAAAUUCUUGAAGAAGAGCUUGAGAACAUGGUUGAAGAGUUCAAAGAUAUAGACCCGUUGGAGAUCUCUCUUGGGGCUAUCGAGGGAAGUCUUUUCUGUAAUGAACAGGAGAUUCAAGAACUCACUAGAUUGCUUGAUGGAAAUCAUUCAGACGCAGAGUGUACUGCAUGGGCUCUUGAAACAAAUCGCGCGAGAACAAGUGAAGCAGCAGAGCCAUUACCCAGUUUUGCUCAGAGAUGUGGCGCGGGCUGUGUCAUUAUUGACUUGGGCCGUGUCAGUUCUAGCACGAACGUUUUGGCAGGGAAUGAGGUCCGUGUCGCUGAGAACGUGACGCCCAAUUUUGCUCAGAGAUGUACCGCGGGCCGUGUUUGA